Messenger RNA from Heterocephalus glaber (naked mole-rat), 1405 nucleotides. RefSeq names its product 1-acylglycerol-3-phosphate O-acyltransferase 2 (gene Agpat2). Gene Ontology annotation, molecular function: 1-acylglycerol-3-phosphate O-acyltransferase activity. The record is from RefSeq and is a predicted model, not a curated record. Gene Ontology annotation, cellular component: endoplasmic reticulum; membrane. Gene Ontology annotation, biological process: phosphatidic acid biosynthetic process. Lineage: Eukaryota; Metazoa; Chordata; Mammalia; Rodentia; Bathyergidae.
UUUGCUUGUGAGGCAGGCUGUGGAACCACUGAGCUACAUCCCUGGCCCAUCUGAGGGAAUUUUAUGUAAUAUUUUUUGUGCACCCGUGUUCACCACAACCCCUUACACGAGGCUAGCAUUUACUACUGGGUCCAUUACAUCCACCAUUUUGAGGAUUGUUGUUUUUCCUGACUGGACCAGACCCAGCGCGUCACAUGCUAGACAGGCACACCGCCCUCUACACCCAGCUCAGGUCUGGACAGCUCAGCUGCAGACCGCUCACCCGGCAUGCAGGAGGCACGGGGUUCCCUCCCCAGCGCCAGACGAAGCAGUACGUACCAUGACAUCAUCCGCUGGUUCGUCCAGACCUUCAAGUAUGCAUUCGGCCUGCGCUUCCAGGUCAAGGGCGGACAGAAGCUGGAGGUGGAUGGGCCCUGCGUCAUCAUCUCCAACCACCAGAGCAUCCUGGACAUGAUGGGCCUCAUGGAGAUCCUCCCCGAACGCUGCGUCCAGGUCGCCAAGCGGGAGCUGCUAUUCCUGGGCCCCGUGGGCCUCAUCAUGUACCUGGGUGGCGUCUACUUCAUCAACCGCCAGCGCUCCAGCACCGCAGUGUCCUUGAUGGCGGAGCUGGGCGAGGACAUGAUCAGGGAGAAUCUCAAAGUGUGGAUCUACCCCGAGGGCACGCGCAACGACAACAGGGACCUGCUGCCCUUUAAGAAGGGCGCCUUCUACCUGGCCGUCCAGGCCCAGGUGCCCAUCAUCCCCGUGGUGUACUCCUCCUUCUCCGCCUUCUAUGACCUCCAGACAAAGCUCUUCACCUCAGGAACAGUCCAGGUGCAGGUUCUGGAUGCCGUGCCCACCCGUGGCCUCAGCGUGGCUGAUGUCCCCAAGCUCGUGGACACCUGCCACCAGGCCAUGAGGGCUGCCUUUCUGCAGAUGUCCACCGGGCCCCAGGAAAAUGGCCCCAGGGCCCAGCCAGCCCAGUAAUCUGGCCAUGGUGGGGUGGGGACGAGGGAGAGGCAGAGACUGCGAGUGGACAGCGGGGACCCAGGCUGCUGAACACCGCCACAUCAGCUCCCGGCUCAUUCUGGCCUUGGCAGCUGGAGGCCCCGGAUCAAGGCCCCCAAGUCCCCUCUGGAGUCUGCUGGACCCCGGCCGGCUCUGGGCAGGGACCCCCACCCUCUCGCCCAUCCCUCCAGGAUCCAGACGGGGCCGAGUCGCCAGGCCCUGGGGUGCCCCAGGAGUGGCUGCAGUGGCCACCACAGGCUCUUGGGGCCUCUGGGUCUGAGCCACAGCCUGUAUCAGGCCUUCAGGGAGAUGGGGGCUCAGGGCCAGGCCUCCUGGUGCCACAUCACCAGCCUCAAGGACUGUCUGUGGCACCCGCACUGCACAUGGCUCACUUUUAUAAAUGAACUCUGGUAAGUGC